Candidozyma duobushaemuli is the source of this 1074-nucleotide messenger RNA. It is a transcript of the gene FBA1, whose product is annotated as fructose-bisphosphate aldolase. Gene Ontology annotation, biological process: glycolytic process; gluconeogenesis. Gene Ontology annotation, molecular function: zinc ion binding; fructose-bisphosphate aldolase activity. Bases 1 to 1074 code for a protein of 357 amino acids. Lineage: Eukaryota; Fungi; Ascomycota; Pichiomycetes; Serinales; Metschnikowiaceae. Gene Ontology annotation, cellular component: cytosol. The record is from RefSeq and is a predicted model, not a curated record. The transcript has a single exon.
AUGGCUGAAGUUUUGAAAAAGUCUGGUGUCAUCUACGGCGAUGAUGUAAGAAAGUUGUUCGAUUACGCUCAGGAGAAGGGGUUUGCGAUUCCAGCUAUCAACGUUACUUCCUCGUCAACCGUGGUUUCUGCUUUGGAGGCUGCUCGUGACAACAAGGCUCCAAUCAUCUUGCAAACCUCUCAAGGUGGUGCUGCUUACUUUGCUGGUAAAGGAGUCUCCAACUCGGACCAGACCGCCUCAAUUCAGGGUUCUAUCGCCGCAGCUCACUACAUCAGAGCCAUUGCCCCUGUGUACGGUAUUCCUGUUAUUUUGCAUACAGACCACUGUGCUAAGAAGUUGUUGCCUUGGUUCGAUGGAAUGUUGAAGGCUGAUGAAGAGUUCUUCUCCAAAACCGGUGAGCCAUUGUUCUCUUCCCAUAUGUUGGACUUGUCUGAGGAAACCGACGACGAGAACAUUGCUACUUGCGCCAAGUACUUUGAGAGAAUGACGAAAAUGAACCAAUUCCUCGAGAUGGAAAUCGGUAUUACUGGUGGUGAGGAAGACGGUGUCAACAAUGAGAACGUGGACAAGGAAUCUUUGUACACUCAGCCAGAAACUGUUUUUGCUGUCUACAAGGCAUUGGCUCCAAUUUCCCCCAACUUCUCCAUCGCUGCUGCAUUCGGCAAUGUGCAUGGUGUCUACAAGCCAGGUAAUGUUGUCUUGAGACCUUCGAUUUUGGGUGAACACCAGAAGUACGCCCGGGAGCAAAUUGGCACUGACAACAAGAAGCCAUUGUACCUUGUCUUCCAUGGUGGAUCCGGCUCUUCGCAAGAGGAGUUCGACACCGCUAUCGCCAGUGGUGUGGUGAAGGUGAACUUGGACACUGAUUGUCAAUACGCCUACCUUACUGGUAUCAGGGACUAUGUUUUGAACAAGAAGGACUAUUUGAUGACCCCUGUUGGUAACCCUGAUGGCGAGGACAAGCCUAACAAGAAGUUCUUUGAUCCAAGAGUUUGGGUCAGAGAGGGUGAGAAGACCAUGAGUGCCAGAAUCGCUGAGGCUUUGGAUAUUUUCCACACUAAGAAUCAGUUGUAG